Molecule: messenger RNA, 1197 nt
Organism: Sphenostylis stenocarpa
Lineage: Eukaryota; Viridiplantae; Streptophyta; Magnoliopsida; Fabales; Fabaceae
Source: the annotation of a GenBank genome assembly
AUGUCGAAGCUGUUCGGUGUAACCAAUGGCAGCGUCGUCCUCAAUCUCAACUCACCACGUCGCUUCCGUCGCCGUUUCAAUUCCAAAAUCAAAAUGUCCUCCGAUGCGCUUCCUCCUCUUCCCAAGAAUCGCGUCGUCGUCGGGUACGGAAUGACGACCGUCGAUUUCUUGGCUACGGUAGAUGUAUUUCCGAACCCCGACGAUAAGGUCCGAAGCAGUUCGCUGAAGGUUGAAGGAGGCGGAAAUGCCGGCAAUGCUCUGACCUGUGCCGCUCGGCUCGGCUUGAAGCCGAAGCUGAUCUCCAAGGUUGCGGACGAUGCGCACGGCUUCGCCAUAUUGAAGGAGUUGGAAGCCGAUGGCGUCGAUACCAGCUUCAUUGUCGUAUCCAAGGGAGGUAGCUCAACAUUUUCUUAUGUUCUAGUGGACAACCAAACAAAAUCUCGCACAAGUAUCUACACUCCUGGAGAUCCUCCGAUGAUCCUAGAUGACCUGCCCCAGUCAACAUUAUUAUCUGCAUUUGAUGGAGCAAGAUUAGUUUAUUUCGAUGGAAUGUUUCCUGAAACUGCUCUAUUUGUUGCGCAAGAGGCAGCUCGGAAUAAUAUUCCUAUUUUAGUCGAGGCAGAAUCACCAAGGGAAGGAUUGGAUGAGCUCUUGAAGCUAGCGCAUUUUGUUAUAUGCUCUGCUAAGUUUCCACAGGCUUGGACGCAAGCACUAUCUAUCCCAAGUGCACUGGUUUCCAUGCUUUUAAGAUUUCCAAAUAUCAACUUUGUAAUUGUGACAUUGGGUGAAGAUGGUUGUCUAAUGUUAGAAAGAAGUGCAAAUGAGGAUGCUGACCUAGAAGAAAUUGAUGUAGAGAGUUUCAUAGAAUUCUUAUAUAAAGGGAAAGGUGAUAGCUUGACUAUCCCAACCUGUAUACCAUCGGCAGUGAAGAAAUUCAGAGCAAAUGGAAUUGGAACAAUUUGUGGGAGAUUCUAUAUUGGAACAGCAGAGAAGAUACCAGAUUCUGAGCUGGUUGAUACAACUGGUGCUGGGGAUGCAUUUAUUGGAGCGGUUAUAUAUGCUAUCUGUGCAAACAUGGUACCAGAGAAAAUGUUGCCACUUGCUGCUAAAGUGGCAGCUGCCAAAUGUAGAGCUUUGGGUGCUCGGAGUGGUCUUCCAUAUCGGAUUGAUCCACGGUUGGCAUCUUUUUUAUGCUAG